This is a messenger RNA of Leguminivora glycinivorella, 441 nucleotides long. RefSeq lists its product as uncharacterized. The transcript has 4 exons. The record is from RefSeq and is a predicted model, not a curated record. Bases 32 to 403 code for a protein of 123 amino acids. Lineage: Eukaryota; Metazoa; Arthropoda; Insecta; Lepidoptera; Tortricidae.
UCUGCUGGCUAUUCUUUAUGCGACAAGCGCCAUGCUGCCCCUAUAUCUUAUAGUAACAUUGCUGUUGUUAGCAACGUCGUCUAACCAGGAGCUAUUGGAAGAAUCUGAGACGAAUGAUGAAUAUCUCGAGGACUUUCUGGUCUAUCCUAUAAAACCGCUGUUUACUAGGCGUUCGUCCGAUGGCAAGGUCGAGUUGGUACAAAGCAUCACGCCUACGGCUAAAAGCCAUUGGUGCGAGCUUUCCGUGCUUUGUGCGCGAACUCUGAAGCCUAUAUGUGCCUUCGACGAUAACUUUGGAUACGGGAGGUUCUAUGACCUCUGUCACAUGUUCCAAGUUAAUUGCUAUUGGAAAUAUAAUUUCUCUAUCGUGAAAAAUUGCAAGCCAAGUGUUCUCGAAACAUGAGGAUUAUUAUACAUUAUGAAUAAAAACAUCAUCAUAAA